AAGGAAAGUGUCUGUCAAUGCCACUAUCAAAUACAGUAGAUGCCGGCGAAUCAUUUCCUUUGUCUCUAUGCUUGUAUUUAACAAAGUUGCAUAAUUUUUUGCAUGCUGUACUAAAUGGUAAUUUGCAUAUAAAUUUGGAAGAUUCUCAAAAUCCUUGA
This is a messenger RNA of Racocetra persica, 158 nucleotides long. Lineage: Eukaryota; Fungi; Glomeromycota; Glomeromycetes; Diversisporales; Gigasporaceae. The record is from the annotation of a GenBank genome assembly.